Messenger RNA from Silurus meridionalis, 2681 nucleotides. RefSeq names its product ubinuclein 1 (gene ubn1). Gene Ontology annotation, cellular component: nucleus. The record is from RefSeq and is a predicted model, not a curated record. Bases 56 to 2251 code for a protein of 731 amino acids. The transcript has 18 exons. NCBI's taxonomy places the organism in Eukaryota, Metazoa, Chordata, Actinopteri, Siluriformes, Siluridae.
GCUUCAGCUGGGGGUCACUCCGGGUUAUGUGCAGGUUGGUGUGCAUGUGUGUGUCAUGGCUACACCUCACAGGAUCCAGUUCACUACUCUCUCUCACCCUGCUCCUGAUCCCCCCCUCAGCCCGGGGUUAAUGCCCCCUCAUACACCACCGGCCCAGGCCGAGGAGACCCUCAGUGCCCGGAUAGAGCUGGUUCUGUUCGAGCCGGAUGAUGCGCGCUGCGCGGAAUUUCACUAUCCUACUGCGGUCAGAGGUGCAGGUCGUGAUGGGACUUUGAUGCAGGUGCUCCAGGAACGAGAUGGAGAUGGAGAGGAGCUUCAGGAGCAGGCCCGAAUGUUCCAGCAGAAAUACGGAGGAGCUUCUACACAGAGGAAAGACCGAGUGCAGGAUUUGGUGGACAUGGGCUACGGAUACGACGACAACGACUCCUUUAUUGACAACUCGGAGGCUUAUGACGAGUUGGUUCCAGCCUGCCUUACAACCAAAUACGGAGGAUUUUACAUCAACUCCGGGACUCUUCACUUCCGUCCCGCUUCAGGUGAAGAGAAGGAGAGCGAUGACUUUGAGGAGAACAUUAAACCCAAGAAACGUAAAUUGAAAGGUGGUGGUGAGGUGAGGAUGACUAAGAAGAAGAAGAGAAGAAAAGAGGAGGUUCAGGCUGAAGGGGAAAAUGCUGAACACAGUGUGCCGUCAGGAAAUAAGAAGAAAGCGAGUAAGAAGCAGAAACAGAACCUCAGUGGCAUGUUGAAGAAAUUUCACAAGGCAAAGCUUCAGGAGCUCCACCUGUUCAACAUGAAGACGAUGGAACCUGCUCCAGCAGCAAACCAUGACUCCAGCGAGCAGCUCAAGUCUGUUCCUGCUGAUCUGCUCAUGGUGCUCAGAGAUGCAGAUGGUACUGAUGACAUUCACAAAGCAGUGAUUGAGCAGGAUGAGCUCCUAAGUGACCAUCGGUACCAGGAGACCCGAGAAACUUCAACGGAGGUGUCUCAGGCUUCCCUUCCUGAUGGUUUACCUUCUGCUCUGAAACAAAGUCUACAAGAACUCACUCAGGGAAUCUGUGGUUCGGAAGAAGGAAAGAAGAUGGAGAUGUUUGCUCCAGAGAUAAACAUCAUCUUGCUGGAUGUCUCGGUUCAGAGGAAGGAGUUACCUGAUGAGGUGUUUUCCAGAAUCUUCUCCUACCUUUCCUCACUGCUGUCCUGCAACAAACACACACUGGUGGAGAGAGCCACCAAACUCCACCUUCUUGAGCUGGAGGAUCAGCUCGCGGUUCUGAUCCGGAGACUGGAGGAGGCGGUGUGCCGAGUCAUGCCCGAGCAGAUCCACCGCUUCAAUCAUCACUGCCAAGCUCACUCUGAAGCCAAAGCUGCCAGACUGGAGGCUGUGAAAGAAAAGAGAACUGUAGAAGGUUCCGAUGAAGAAGAGGACGAUUUGAGCGGAAAACGAGUUUUUGGACCUCGCAAGAGAUUCCGAUGGAACGAAGAGAUCAGGGAGUUGGUAUGUGAGGUGGUGAGGCUGAAGAUGAGAAGCUUUGAGCUGGAGCCUCCUGCUGAUCAGAGUUUAGAGGAUUAUUUGAAGUGUUUCUUGGAGGCAAGUGUGAAAACGCUGUGGCCCAGGGGAUGGAUUCAGUCCAGGAUCUUGCUGAUCGAGACACGGAGAGUUCACGCUCAUGUCACGGGCAUCGUGGGAAGGAAGAAAUCUGUGGAUGUGCCCAAAUCUGAGAAGGGUCGUCGUGGAGAUGCAGUCCGUUCUGGGAAUGCCGAGUCGAAGUCUGAAGAAGCCACAGAUGUUCAGACCACUAACAAAACGCAACCAGGAGUGAAGUCUCAAAAGAUUCCUGCCCAGAAGAUAUGUGGAGCCGUGUCCGUUCUGCAGCGACUUUCUGCUGAGGAAAUGAAACCUGGGAAGCACUCUGGUGUUGAGCGAGAUGUUUACUGUCUACCUCAGAGUCUCCUUUGCAGCACAUCCAUGUCUCUGGCGGCGAUGGAGGGUUCGUGUGGUGAUCCGGCUCUUCCCACACCGUCACUCUCUCACCAGACGUCGUCAUCUGGCAAUGCAUUUGAAUCUGAAGUGAUGAAGGGUGGAACACCCCCUCGUGAUUCACCCUCCCUCAUUCUUUCCUGCGAUGAGGAACCUGUUAGUCUUGCAGAGAUCUGCUCAACAUCCAGACUCACCAGUGUAGCUGCUGGUACCCUCCAGUGCUCUCUCACAGAACAGAUGGAAGUGAGAUUAAUGCAGGAGAAGCGAACACUUUGAGAACAUGGUGGAGGGAAGGAACUGCAUAUGACAACAGUAUUUAUAAACUUCCUCAGAACUGUACUGGGGUAAGAAAUGAAUGAAAUGUCACUUCUGUAUUUUAUGUAUAAAAUCCAAUAAAAUAAAGCACCUGUGUAAAAAAAGAAAAAAAAAGAAAAAUUGAUUUUAAAUUCUACUGCAAUGAAGAGUGAAAUUCAGUUUUUUUUUUUUUGUUGUACGUUUUGAAACUAAUUUCUCUUUAUUUUUGUUUGACGUUUCUGCUGCUGAAGCUUGAGUUCUCAGGUUGUUGUGGAUUUGUACAGAAAGAAAAUGUGGUUUAUAUAUAUUCCUCCAAACUGCUUAAAAUUUCACCAUAUUUAUGUACCAAGGUGUAAAACAAACUGUUGCCACGUAAACACCCCAACAGUAAAUUAAACUUUAUUUCCUGCCA